UCACAAUGGCUUAGCUUGUCAUGCACAUCCAGUUGUGAUCUUUGGAGCAGAGGACACUUCAAACAGUGGGAACCUCCCAAAAGAGGAUGGUAAAGUGGGAUACCUGAUACUGGUAAAGAUUCAUCAGAAGAUGAGUUGCCCAUGAACUUUGCUAGAUUUGUAUGCAGUGGGGGAGGUGGCUGCCUUCCAGAAACAAGUGGUCUGAGGACAGAGGAACAGGGAUGAGGUCUGGAUCCUCCCAAAUUGAUAAUUAACCUUUUGAUAGAGCAACUCCAGUGAAAUCACAAAGUCCCUAUUUUAGAAAGUGUUUCCAAACAGCACAAAGGCAACCCCUGCCCAUACACACAGCUUGCAAGAUGGAUGAAGAAAAUGAUGCAUUCCGGGCUUACAAAGGGAGAAGUGUUAUUCAGAGGCCAUUCUUCCUCAUCUAUGCACUGCUGGGCAUCUCUUACCUGCUGGUUUUCAUUGGCUUUGUGGUAACUCUCACCAAAGUAGCCACAGUUUCAUCAGAACUCAGCAAGGUGCGCACCGAACUUGAGAAGGAUCCCUUAGCCAAUGACUUCCAUCUGUUCCCAUGUGGAGCUGAUACAAGACAGUGGGAAUAUUUCCAAGGGAAAUGCUACUACUUCUCCCUGAAGGCAAUUCCCUGGCAGCAAGCCAAGCUUCAGUGUGAACAGCAACAUUCACAGCUAGUUACCAUAGAUAGUUUCGCAAAACAGAACUUCUUACAAACCCGGACCAGAAAUGACCGGUAUUGGAUUGGGCUGCAUGAGCUACAGUCAGAAGGAGAGUGGAAAUGGCUGGAUGGCAGUAAUUACAGAACUGGCUUCAAGAACUGGAAGGCAGGAGAACCCAAUAAUUAUCAAGGCCGUGAUGAGGACUGUGGCCAGUUGUGGAUCAAUGGGGAAUGGAAUGAUUUCACCUGCACUUCUGAUAGCUAUUAUGUCUGUGAGAAGGCCUUGCCAAGCAAACCCACACCUGCAUCAAAGGGGGGGAUGAGUGAUCUUCCUGGAAGCCUGUAGGAGUGAAAGGCGCAACACAAGAAGCUUCAAACAUCACAUGGCGGUGGCAGAGGAAGCAAAAACAACAGUGCAAUGUUGCCAAGAGAAACUUUUUAAAAAUCCAAACAGACUUUCAAGAUCUCGUUUAAAAUUCAUUCAUGUAUGGAAAUGAUAGAUUAGAGGUAUUGGAUUAUUUGGCAGUUCUGCAGCUAAAUAAAAUUGAGUCAUAGCUCAAUUUCCUAAGCAAUUGCUUCUUGAAUGUGGGGGUGAGCUGGGGUGGAAUAAAUUCCAACUUAACUUACAAGGCUGUUUUAAGGAUUUCUGCAAUCACAUAUGAGAAGUAUUUUAAAUUGUAUAAAAUAAUGUAUGCAUGGAAUUGCCACAGUUGUUACAGUAUUAUUUUACCGGAUUCUGUGAAAAGAAGUAACUUAAAUCUAAUAAAGAAACGUAAAUGCCCCAGUGA
This is a messenger RNA of Varanus komodoensis (Komodo dragon), 1464 nucleotides long. Its product is annotated as hepatic lectin-like. The transcript is spliced from 6 exons. The record is from RefSeq and is a predicted model, not a curated record. Bases 357 to 1022 code for a protein of 221 amino acids. Lineage: Eukaryota; Metazoa; Chordata; Lepidosauria; Squamata; Varanidae.